AUGGACUUCAUGGUUACACUAAGGAGCCUGAAUUUCUUAGAGAUGUUGAUGGGACGGAACAUAGUUCUAAUUCAGCUGAACAAGUAUCUGGUAGCUCCAGCAGAUUCAUUUUUAGGAAGUUUUUGGAUUGAAGGGCACAUUGCUUCUUGGUUGAAUAACCUGUUUGCAAAGUUUGAUAUCGCAGAAGCUACGAAGGUGAAGACGAAGGUUAUGUCAACAGUAGCGACGAGAUGGCGGCAAUUUAAGUCCACAUUGACUAGCAAAUUUGUGUUUGCUAAGACUGAAGGUCAACAAACACAGGAUGUUGUGACAAAAUAUGGACUAGAUCCUGAAGCGUGGAAACAAUUUGAAGAAACCCGCUUGACACCUAACUGGGAGGACUCCUUAGAAGAGCAGGUAACGCAGGGUUCGUUUGUACCCCAUGGUCGGCAAGACAUACUGAACACUGCCAUUGGACGACCUGACCAUGGGGGUCGCGUUCGGGCAGCAGGCUCAGGUGUCACUAUUACUCAGUACUACGGAAGGGCAUCAAGGACAUGCAGCAGCUCGUCCACGUCCAUCAGCCAACAACAACUAGAUGAAGUUGUUGCAAGGCUUAGGGAAGACAUGACUGAGUUGUCAAAUAAAGGAUCCCAAGAGGCACUCCAAAUUCAGCCGGACAUACAACAACUAGGUGCGCGUGUCAGCACACAGGGAAGUAAUGCUGUUACCAAUGCGCAGGCUUCACAAGAACAUGAUGCUGAUGCCAUACCAUUGAUGGGACUGUUUGUGCAGCGUAACGAUGGUACACAAAGGUUGGUGGCCAUGGGGAAAAUAAUGGAGGGGGAUUCAAUCAUACACACAGUGGCAUAUGCAGAUGAUGUUGUCAGGGUAAGUGUAGAAACAGUUAUUGAUCCUGAGGCUGAGGUCCCCUAUGCCACCUCAGAAAUACAAUAUGUGAAGCAGGCCGUCAAUACAUUUGUAGCUUGGCCCACACACCUUGUGAAAGCUGUAUUAGAUGAGCAUCCACAACGUAUUCCACACAACGAGGAUGCACAUGUGCCGAAGCCGGCUAAUGUGAACGCAGAUGAUCCGUUGCGUGAAUUGAUGAAGUACAGUUUCGAUCUUUACGACAAGCCACUUCAAAUCAGCUUUGAUGGGAGAUUUCUUGGAAUUGUAGAUGCAUCUACAUCGAUAUUCAUCACAUAUUCAGAUGUUAUUGAAAUAAUAGCAGGAGACAAAAGUCUGAACAUAUCUGUCAUACAAUUAUGGUUAAUGUAUAUUCAUGAGUGGAGUCAGAUAUUCAGUCAAGGUUUCAUGUAUGCAUUCCUUGAGCCACAGUCGUUGGUUUGUUCAAAGGAUAGACGCAGCGAAUGCGAACAAUAUCUUGAAAGAUGGCUUAAGGAAUCUGACCGAGAGGUGUACAUUGGACCUUACUUCCAUCAGUAAGUG
Messenger RNA from Glycine soja, 1431 nucleotides. RefSeq lists its product as uncharacterized. The coding region runs from base 1 to 1428 and encodes 475 amino acids. NCBI's taxonomy places the organism in Eukaryota, Viridiplantae, Streptophyta, Magnoliopsida, Fabales, Fabaceae. The transcript is spliced from 8 exons. The record is from RefSeq and is a predicted model, not a curated record.